GAGGAACCGGGGCUCCUCAGAAGACAGGACAGAAACACUGGCCUUGAGUCUGACAGUAAACACAGGUUGGAGGGGUUUGUCAAAGCUGGGGGGCACACACUGUAGCAGAAAAAAGACUUUUGUUUGGCGUGGGGGGUAGCUGUACGCUGAUGGUGUCUGUGUUGCUAGUGUCUUACAGCCAGCUGAUGUGAGAGGCUGUUGCUCUGGGCAGUUGUGGCCCUGCAGCUGGGUAAGCCAUGGGGAACGAGAGCAGCACGACUGAGACAUUGCCAGAAGAGGGCGCUGCAGAAAAUGUUGUUCUGUUGCCACCUAAGGAAAGUCAAAAUGACUCCGUGCAGGCUGAAGCUCGAGCCGAGAGUUCGACCCAGAGGGACGACGGAGCGCUACUGACCGAGGUUUCCACCAGCCAGCACAGCCUGCUGUCUCAGCCCGUGCUGCCAGACAUCCCAGUCAUCACCGGGGUGGAGGAGAGCCGAGGCACGACCGCAGACCAGGAGGACAAGGAGGAGCUUGAGUUUCCUCACGACCUGCUGCCCAGUUUAGAUUUCAGCAGCGAGCUCAACAUCUGGGAGUCCUCACUGGGAGCUAAAACCAGCUCAGGUGACAGGAAAUGUGAACAGGUGAACCCCCUGCUGGCGGGUCUGCAGCAUCACAUAGAAGUCAGUCAACCAUUGCUGUUUCAAGAUACAAGGCCUCACGGCUGCGACCCACUUGUCGCAGAUGUCCAGCUCUUAACUCAGCCUGCUGCCACACCUUAUCCGGGUAACAGACCCCUGGCCCCUUCCCCAUCCACAUUCUUAGACCGGGAACUCCAAGAGGCCUUCCAAGAAUGUGAAGAACAACUGGUGUCACUGGGCAUAGUCACUCCCACUCAGCCUUGCAGCCCCGAGCCCGGGACGUGGUGCAAUGAAGGGAAUACAACCGGAAAAGUGAUGGUUAACAAGUCCAGUGAGUCAUCGUCUCCACCUCCAAUCGUUGUCCAGCUAGGACAUAGCAACGGGGGCCAUGGAAACAGGAAUGCACAUGGAAACAGUGAGACAGCAGACAGUCAGAAGGAUACAGUUGUGUUUAGUUUUAGGGAUUACAUACUAGGCACUGAGAAUAAUUAUGGGACAGCAGAGACUGAAAACCUGAAAGCAGAAAAAGAAAUUAAGACAGAUGAAGAGAAGGAAGCACCCACGCAAAUACAAUUAGAAAUGCCAACAGAUUCAGCUGGAGAACAACCAAAACAGGCUGUGUUUAGUGAUCAUACAAACGAUCUAAGACAGGGAAAUGCUAAUUCCAGUGCAUCUGUGGGGGGGAGUAGCACUGUAGACUCUGAUGUAGUGAUUAGGAAGAAAGACACGGAGGCAAAGACAGACAAAGAAGAAAAUCUAAGUGAUGAUUUCAGUGCUGCUGUUUGUUUUGAAACAAAGGUAGGUAAUUCAGCUAUGGAAACAUCAGAGCGUAGCCCUCGUUUAAGGGAUAGAGACGCAUUACCAGAGCUGCAAUCAAAAGGACAGACAGGAGCAGGCAAGCACACUGUGGAGCAGGAAUCAGACACAUACAAGCAGAGUUCAGCUGGCGAUAAACAGGCCGCCCAGAACAAAGAGGCAAAGAAAAAGAGACACAGGAAAAAGAAAAAGAUGGAGAAAAGCCCGGAAACUGGGCAGGAGGCACGCACAGCAGUGCAAUCUGAAAAUGAAGUCAUAAAUGCUGGAAAUCCCACAGGUUCACCUUCAGGCCCUGUGAUUUGUGGGCAACACCCUGACAACAGGCUUGAUUACAAGGAGCAGCUUGAAGGAAAACCCACAUCCAGCUCCCUACUAUCAUCUCCUCAUAGCAGUCAGGAUCAUCUUACUCCCUCAGCCUGUUCACCUGCGCCCAUGCGGGCUCUUUUGCAGAAGCCUCAUCAAUCAGACAACCAUAAUGAUGCCCUAAGCAGCAUAAAUCAAAGCUCCAAUGAAAGCCUGCAGUGGGGGCAACAUGUAACCGGAGGUGAAACCAGCAACCAAAAUAUACCCGUGACACAUGUCCAAAAUACAGCGAUCAAUCAAGCUGCUUCUAGUGAUAAGAGAUCAGAUACACAAACAUGGCAGGCUUCAGUUACAGAAGCAAAAAUACUCACACGCGAGAAUCACGUCCCACUCUCCAACAGCCGAACUUGUGUGGGAGAGGGUUGCAUGGAGAGCGUCCUUGAAGAUUUAGCGGUGGUUACUGCGUUGCCACUGACAACACCCACACUGCCAGAAGUGAUAGAAAGCGAGGGAGAGGGAGAACGCGUGAGGUGUGAUUUAGUGGAGAGAGUAGCUGCUGGAGCAGUUGCAGAGAGUGAGGAAGGAGUAGGGGAGAGAGGGAUAGAAAAGUGCCUCAUUUCUGCAGACGGAGAGAGGGACGAAGUCCUGGGCAGCCCUUCUCGGCUCGCGUUAAUCUGUUCCCAGGCAAAAUGCUCACUUGCAUUGUCAGCCAAAGAGGGACAGGCUGCAGCUGAGGAAAGCUGCACCAGCAAAAUGCCACACAACUCGGCCGAGAGCGAAAUCAAGGCACUGAGAGAGGCGACCGUUCGGAGUUCACGCAGAGAGCUGUCACCGGCCGAAGAGGGAGAUGCAGAAAAGGAGCCACAGUGCUUAGAGGCUUUUAUCAAUACUUCUCCCCUUGGGCUACUUACUGGUUCUGAUUGUCAGGAUCACAUUGCUGCGGGAUCAAAGAGAGAAGGAGAGGGAGGAGGAGAGGAGGUGGUAGAGAAAGGAGGGCUGGUGAGAGAGCACAGUUCAUUCAGCCAGCCAGAAGGCUCUGCUAGUGGGCUGUCAUCUGCUCAGACUGAAAGGUGUCCGCCCACCGAUGUUGCCGAGUCACAGCUGAAAUCACAGAGCUGGAGGGAGCCGAUCGCUACCAUCACUGAGAGCAUCUGCACCGAAGAGGAGCGUCUCUGUCGACCCCGCCGGGAGCACCGUGGCGCAUCAAUUUCACCUCUCCUCCCUGACGCUGAGCAGAGCUACAGUAAAACAAACGGAGGCAGACGGGCCGAUCUCGAUCAGAAGUUAGUGUCAGAGGAAGGGCUGGCUCUGGGACGCACUUUUGAGGAGUCAUCCGUCACAGAGACAAACUACAGUCGAGUCUUCCCGUCUUUAACCUCACGCCAGCCUUUGAUCGCUUCAGAGCAAAUCCCAGUUAAGCAACAAGCGAGCAACAAUCAACAGGUUCAGCCUAGUAGCACAACAGAAGCAGGCACAGUCGAAAGUGCAGCCAAGCUUCAAGUCGAAGCCUAUAGCCAGAGCAACAGUGGUAGCACCGCUAUGUCUAAAGUUGGUGUGUAUCUAUGUGACAGGAGUGGAGGUAACAGAGUUCACUUUGUGGAUGCAGAGAAGGAAAUGGGCAGUUCCUCCGUGGAUCUCAAGACCAUGCCGGUGCCAGCUCUGGACUGUGCGUCUUUACCCCCGCUGACUGUUCACGAGCAGUUGCGUCAUCCUGUUUUUGAGGCCAGCUAUACUUUCACAGACUUUCUCAACUCAAAGAAGCCAGACAUCCCUAUAAAUCCAGCUCCUACCAAGGAUGAAGCAGCUGUGUUUUCAGAGGCGCAGAAAGAUGUCUGUUUGGCUAAAGGGGACACGAGGACUAAAGAAACAAAGGAGAACAUUGCCACAGAUCAAUCACAUAGUGACAGUUUGAAGACAAACACUGUAGAUUCACAGUCGGUGAACAGCUCACAACAGCUUCCACGUCCUGCUGAGGCGACUCAGACUGGUAAUAAAGGGUGCUUUGAUGUUUUACAACCACCAGGAAGUGCCAGCUCUGAGUCAAAUCAUCUGACAUUUGAACUGGUCACAGCAAAGGCAGAGGCGGAGACACAGAAAGAUGCUGCAAUUGUGUGUUUGCCCAAGGAGGAGGAGGAGAUUAAGAAGGUGGUGGCAGAGUCUAAAGGUACAGCUGACAUUGACCAGCCUCAGGAAUCACCUUUAAGUGCUACUCCUGUCAUUCGUGAAGAAAACAUAGGGAACCAGCAUAACUGUGCACCUUUAAGUGGUGUUGACACAAGUUCAACAUCUGAACCUGUGACCUUGACCUGCGCAGCUCCUCUGCAGAUGAAGCAUUGUGACCCAGCUGAUCAGCCUGUUAUGCAAUUAGGUGAAAAACCUCCUAACGAGCCAGUUAACCCAGAUUUUACGAAGGCUGGGGAAGGGCCCAAGUCCCCCAUCGGCUCUGCCGAUCCCACAAAGGACGCGUGGGUGACUUCAGAAGUGACGGCGUCUGACGAGUCAAGCACGUUUAUCGGGCAGUGUGUCAGUAAUCCUGCUUUUGAGCUGCAGCCUCCUGGCCCAAUGUUGAGUCACCUGGAGUUCGUUACCGACUCUGAUGCAUCUGUCUCUGAAAAGGCAUAUAACUGCAGUGCUGAUGGUGACAGCAGCAGUGUCUCCAGAGAGGUGGAUGCCCAUAAGAGCCGAGAAGUGACACACACUUCAUUAGCACAGCAUGCUGAGAUCGGUGAUGUCUAUGUUAACGCUAAUGAGGUCUUGCCAAAAUUGGAGAAUUUAAAUUUUGAUACUAUGGAGUCUGCUGCUACCAGUAAUGUAAAUAGUCAGUUAUCACAAGAGGAAAAUCUGAUUCCACCUCAGCCUCCCAGCGAUGCACUGACAAGAAAUAAACCUGCUAAUGUAAUUCCUCUAUCUCAAACAGUGCCGGACUCUGCUGGCAUUAAACCUAUUAUUUGUGAAGCCGCCAUUAGGGAUGACAUCACAAAUGUCAGCUACCCAUUUAACUCCGACCUGCCCGCCGACGAGGUUUAUGAUACAAUUAAAGGGGACAAUGUGAAAGAAAAAAACAUAAUUGGAGAUCAGACCGCCAUGUUGUUUGAAGAGCAAAAGAAACAAGCUAAAGAGGCAGCAAUGGAUAAUCAAAAGGAAGCAGCAGACAGCAACAAGCAACAGACAGGAAAGACAGGCACAAUGCCACAACAGAAUAAUGAAGCAGAUAAAGAGACUAUAGAAGAAAUUGGAGCCCUGCAGCCACCACACGCACAUAUUGGACAAAAGAGUGAAUCGUCAUUAAAGGAUGUGAAGAAGGAAAAAGAAAUAAAGAACACUUUUGAAUCCAAAAGCGAGACAGAAACUUGUUCCUCAUCUCCCAGCAGAUUUCCAGGGUCAUCCGAGGACGUGCUGCGUGCUGACUUAGAGUCUAGUAGCGAACCUCUGACUGUUUAUGAUUCCAGUUUGCGCCAAAUUCCGACAGCAGCGCUGGAAUGCAGCUCUGACUCUGCACCAGAUUUGCGUGCAGCUCUUGGCCAAUCACAGUCCACACCAGAUCCAAAUUGUUUUGCUCAGCAACAGGAGCACCAUCACCAGUAUCUGGGAUCCAGACAUCUCACAGAGGCAAUGUCAGGUGGCUGUCUAGAGGGGGGAGAAAAGGCUAACGAUCAGACCCGGACACUGGUUAAGGGAGUAAAAGGAGGCCCAGAGGAAGGAGACAGCUCUGCUGGGGAUAUUUGUCAGUCAGGAAGCAAGGAUGAGUUAGCAGGUGAUGCCAGCCUGAGCAAUGAAGGGGUGAUAAAGUCAGUGAAAGGCGAGGAUGCUUCACUAGAGGUUCAUAGGUUGCCAUCUUCCCUUGAUUCAAAUGAAAUUGAUGGGAGAAAUGCUUCACCUGAUGCAGGGAUAGCAGCAGGUUACUCUCCUGUAAGUGAGACAAGUCAGGAGACAGAUGAGAAUGAAAGCCCAGGGUUAGAGGGGUCAGGUAGAGAUUUAAUGCCAGACACUGGGUUUGUGAGUGAUCUGAGUGAUAAAGAUCAGCAAAAAUGUGAUCUAUCAGCUGUCUGUCAAGAGCAGAGUAGAAAAUCCGAGCUGUCAGAGAAUCUGGCUGUAUCUGUUGAGCCUGUUUCACAGGAACACGAAAGCUCAUCUUUUCAUAUUCCCAUUUUAACUAAAGAUAGCACAGCUAGUGAUGCUAUUCAUGCAGAUUUUUCACCAAGUACAAACCAGGCUGAUGAAAUUUCUAUGCACACAUGCAGCUCUCUGCCAGAUCCUGCCGCGCAUCCAGAAACUGGAGGAGAGGAUUUCAGUGCUGCCGUGGCUCUAAAAAGCACCGGUAGUGUAAGCGUUGCGUGUGAAAGUCUGGAUACAGUGUCCAGGCCUCAUGAGCUGCAAAGGCCCAAUAAAACCUCAGCCACACAAAACAGCCCAAUAGAACAAACACCCAUAAAAGGGCCUGAUGUUGAGGAGAUGACAAAGGAAGAUAAAGAAGCCUUGGAUGAAGGGAAUGUUAGCGAGCAGGGUGAGGAACAAAAUCGGCUAAAAGUCAUAGAUGGAGGGGCUUUUGGAAAGCAGGGGGUGGUGCAUUUAGCAGGAAGUGAUAAAGAAAUGGGCUCGGGAUCAAUCCCCGUUUUAGGCAACUCCCAAAGUGGGGAGGCACAGAUUAGCACGGAGGUUGCUGUUUGUCACUCUGAUGGCAACACUGGUCCUUGUAAGGCAAGAGAAAGUGACAGUGAUGCAACAGAAAAAAUGACUGCGGAUGUUGACACAGGCCCAUCUGUUGUUUCAUCAAAACGCCUAGAAGAUUUCGAAACUCUGACCCACUCAGAGAAACCACAAGAUGUGGUGCCACUGUCAAAGCCCCCAGAUGACACUGUGGUUAAACCCACUGCUGCUGCUUCUCGGUGUGAAUCAGAAUCACUCGAUAGAGCUCCGGCCCGCCGCCCUCCUGCUGAACAAGUAGGAGCUGCUGAAGCAGACACAAACUGGAUAAAAGCGCUCAGGGAAGCUGCAUCCCAUUCUCAAAGUGAACAAGUGAACCCAGUGGAUGCCUUAAGACCCUUUCCAUCUCUGGAGUCUCCUGAACAAGAGUUUCUCACUCCGACUGAGGAGAUAGCAGCUCCCGUGAGACAGGAGAAGACCCCACCACCAGAACUAGCAGCGGAGGAGACAGCAGAGAUCCCACCUGUGAAUCUUGUGAAGAAGCCAGUAGACCUUCCCAGACCUUUAAAAAGGGCAGGAGAUCUCCUAGAAUCAGCACAUGAGAUAGCAGAGCUUUCCAAACCACCGCAGAGUAUAAAAGUAGAAGAAGAAGAAACAACAAAGGCAGAGCUUCCAGAAUUAGCCAAGAAAGAAGAAGAAGAGCAUCUAGAUGAGGUUCAAGAACUAAAUAGGAAGCAAGUUACUUCAACAGAAGUAGUGAAUGAGGAACAGGCAAGAGAAAGGACAGAUGAGAUCCCAGAACCAACAGCUAAUGAUAGUGAGCUCGUAGAACCAACAAAGUAUGAAGAACCAGAAACAACAAAGCCGACUACAGAGUCCCCACAGUCAGAGGAGAAGCCAGUCAGCGAGCUGCCAGUGGAGCUAGUGGAAAAACCUUUAGACAUCCAGCCUGUGGAGCCAGCUGAAGUCCUAGCUGAGGAAACUGCAGCGACAGAGGCUGUUCAGGAUCCGGCUGCAGAGCUACGGGACAGUGGGCCCUCCUUCAGUGACAAAGUAGAGAGCGGUCACCUGGCCCCCGCCUCUCCUCAACCACUACCCUCCGAUCACCACCUCCUUCCUACUCACUUCCGAGACACCGCAGAGUUCCCUACCUCCGUCCCCACACUUCCAGAGGGUCACACACUUGAAGCCCUACCAACCCCGCCUGCGUCCCCCUGUCCUCCUCACCCAGCCCCUGCCUCCCCUCCUGCAUCUUCUGCUGACCCCUGUGAGGAUGUUUACCCUGCUUCUGCACCCUGCCAUGUCCCUUUAAGGAGCUCAGACUCUGAUGGCGCUUUUGAGACCCCUGAAUCUACAACUCCAGUGAAGGCUGUUUCUCCAGCUGAGCCUCAGAUAAAGCAAACAACAUCUGACGAGAAAGUAGAAGACACCUCAAUCACUGAUCCUACAUCUGACUUCACUGCAGCUGAACUACCAUGCCAUUCUGCGUCAAAUACCUUUGAUGAAAACAAGCCCAUCGCUGCCAGUGGUACAUAUAACAUUGACUUUUUUGCUGCAGAAUCAACGACUCACACUCUAACCCGUUCUCUGAGCCUCCAGGGAGGAGAACUAGAUAGUUCUGCUCUGUUGGAUGGAUCAGCUUCAGGAGGUUUCCGUCCACACUCCGAGUCUUUCAGUGUAGGGACUGAGAGUGCCCCAGGGACACUCCGCAGGCCCAAGAAAGGUCGUCCUGGGUCUGUAAAGAAAAAGCCUCUUCUCAGACAGAACUCUAACCCAGAGAGCCCAAGGCCAGACUCAUCCAGCAGCACCCCAGAAAUUAAGAAGCGGGUGAAACCUCUAACAGCCAGCCCUCUCCAGGCUCAGGAGGAAACAGAGGGAGGCUCUGCAACACCGAGUCCUGGAGGAACGCAGCGAAAAGCCAGAAAGACCCGUGUUGAGACUCCUCCUCCCCUGCCAGAGGAGACCAAUCAUACCACCCAAGAGGAGAGCCUUAUUGUUCCUGCCUUACCUUUAUGCCAGGAGGAGAUACCCCUCCCUGAAAGUCAAGCAGACAAAGAAGAAUCCCCCAUCCCUCCGGGUGGCUCCUACAAAUGGGAUCCAGACAAUUUUGAGAACAUCAACCCCUUUAAGACCGGAGGUAGUAAAAUUGCCAAUUCCCCUGUUUUGGGUCGUAAGGAGCCUGUGUGUGCCCCCAUUUCCACCCCUCUAGAGAGUCCCCCCAUCCCACCUGAGGAACCACAUCACCCCAGUCCACCCGCUCCUAUUAGAGAGCCAGUCACGAAUCCUGAGGAGCAGCCCAUUAUACCCAAGCGUCAGUCACUAAGACUGGAGUUUGACUACUCCGAGGAGAGUGGUGAGGCAUCACAUCAGGCCUCUCCUCCACCUAAGAAGCUAGGCAAGAAGUCAGGUGCCAAGAUGCCUCUGAGGAAACCAAAGCUUGGGCUGAAAAAGGCGCCUCCAGCACAGACAGAGCAGCUGGACAACAUUCCUCCGGCAACUCACAACAGCAACGAGGAUGAAAUCCCGGCAACUAAAGCAUCUUACACCUUUGAACUCGACAAGUAUGAAGAUCCAAACUUGAAUCCAUUUUCUUCAAGGAAAAGUAUCACCAACUCCCCCAAACUAUCCAGGCCGCCUUAUGACUUUGAUGACUCCAUAGACCCUUUCAAAACCUCCAACAAGUUGGCCAAUUCCCCUCCUAAGACUUCUGCCUCAUUUGAACUGUCAUCCAAUGACAAUGAUAAUGAAAAUGACAAUGACAAUGACAACCUUGGGGAAUUAGAGGACCAGAACCAGAACAAACCUGCCAAGAAGAAGAAAACUCCCAUCAAAUCUAAUACUUUCAGAGUGAAGAGGUCGCCAAAGAAAUCACCCUUAUCUGACCCAUCACAGGAUCUUAUACCCGCAGAUGAACCUUCCUCCCUUCACCAGCAGGAUGACCAUGCCACAGAUGAGGAGAAACUAGCCUCCUCCACCAGUCAUAAGUGGGCAGCCCUGCACGACAUGGAUGGAGAUUUAAACUCUGACCAGCAAGACUUUCCUCAACCGUGCGACCUUACAUCCUUUGUUAAUGAGAACAGUCUUCCUAAGGAGACUCCAGUACAAGACUAUGAAAUUGAGUACAUGGAGAAGAUUGGCUCCUCUUCCCCACCUCCGUCUGCAAAGAAGCCAUCUUUGUACUUGAAGUUGGACUCAGUAUCUGACAACUUAACCAAAAAUACAUGUGCGCAUGGAUCUGAACCCAGCUCCCCCUGCACAGGGAGUUUUGAAGAGAUGGAGGCCCAGAUUACAGCAGGUAUGAAGACACCGGUGCUCAGCUCCCGGCCUGGCCCUGAGGGCUCUGCUGCAGACAAGGGCAGGAAGAGAGAAAGCGAGGUGCUCAGUCGAACACAGAGCACCGAGAUGGAGGAGCAGCCCCCUAGCCAGGGCCCCGUGGAGGCACUUGCGCCAGCCCUGGCCAUGCCCCUGUUAGACAGGCUGUCUGAGUGUGACGACCCCCUGCAGUACCUGGAGCCUGACCUGGCUGAGACCAACCCCACAGCAUUCGCCCAAAAACUGCAGGAGGAGCUGGUGCUUGCUGCCCUGAGGAUAGAGGCUCUGCAGGUAGCCAAAAACAUCUCUCAGUGCCCCUCCCUCUCCACUGUAACCCCCCAGUCUCGUCUCAAGAAACCCAGUACUCGGCGGUGGAAUAUCAACGGUUCACCCUUACUCAAAGUUGCAACGGACACUUGGAGAUGCAUUUGGCACAGAGACGUGUCAUCUUCACUAGAGAGUGGCGUGUCCAAGAACUCGCUGUACUCCAGGACCACGGCCAGCUACAUCGAAGGGGAGAGUCCCCACUUGCCCAGAGAACUGGACCACUCUUUGGGAAUUGCACGAGAGGAGAUUGUGUCAAAGGAGAAAGAAGUGCUGGAGUGGCAGAGGAAGUAUGAAGACAGUCGACAGGAAGUGGUGGAGAUGAGGAGAAUUGUAGCUGAGUAUGAGAAGACGAUUGCCCAGAUGAUAGGCAUGCCAGAGGAUGACCAGAAAGAGAAAUCUCUUUCCCAUCACACCAUCCAGCAGCUCAUCAUGGAGAAGGACCAGGCGCUGGCCGACCUUAACUCUGUGGAGAAGUCUCUAGCCGAUCUCUUCCGUCGUUAUGAGAAGAUGAAAGAUGUGCUGGAGGGCUUUCGCAAAAAUGAAGAGGUAUUGAAGAAAUGCGCUCAGGAGUAUCUUUCAAGGGUUCGCAAGGAGGAACAGCGAUAUCAAGCCCUAAAAAUUCAUGCAGAGGAGAAACUCGACCGGGCCAACGCAGAGAUAGCUCAGGUGCGGGCCAAGGCCAAGCAGGAGCAAGCUGCCUCUCAGGCCAGUCUGAGGAAGGAGCAGAUGAAGGUGGACUCUCUGGAACGCACUUUAGAGCAGAAGAAUAAAGAGAUCGAGGAGUUAACAAAGAUCUGUGAUGAACUAAUUGCUAAGAUGGGGAAGAGUUAGCAGGCCACAUCACAAUGAAGCCAAGCAGAAGAUGAAGAGAAGCACUCCUUCUCAAAUUGAUGGACCUCUAAGACCAAAGUGGUCUUGGGGUUGUAUUUCCUACUGACCAUGUGUAUACAUCAUCCACAGGAUUGGCUUCCUCCUAAUUACUCUGUAUAUUUUUGAUGUUUCAGUGUAUCGUACUGUAUCAGGGGGUCUGCUUUCAAGUUUUAUCAUAUCACUAAUGAGUAUGCCUGUGUGCGCGAGUGCGUGUAUGAUAAUGAGAAAGUGCAAGCAUUGUUUGUGGGUUAAAUUAUCUAUUAUGAUGUUGCCAUGACAGCCACUGAGGGAGAAGACUGUUUACCCACUCCUGUUAUUGUCUCCUCUUAAUAAAGAGAAAGAUAGACUUUGAAGAUGAGAACCAGAUUGUUAGAGUUAUCCAUAAAAUGGUGAUGCACCACUAAGAGAAUACAAGCGAUCACUAUAGAUUCUUGCAUGUGAGAGAUAAAGAAGAACUUGUAAUGUUAAUGUUUGUAUAUACUGUAGGAAACAACAAGACUUGUGCAUUUUUGAUAGUUAUUCUGUUGUCUUCAGCCACUUCCCUCACAUAACAUUGUAGAUAUUUGUCAUACUUGUCAUAGCUUUUUUGAUGAAAUUGUGGAACUUUAUUUUUGGGAUUUUAUUUUGAUAAAAAGCAAACUAAUUGUGACUGUGUUCAGUUGUGACCAGAAGUAAUUUAAUUUUGGAUGAACCUGUCCUAGUCCUGCAAUGGUUGUUUGUCACACUGAGGAAUAACUUCUCUGCACAGCUACUGUACAGCAUCUGCUUACAAAGUGCAAUAAAAGAUGGCAAUACAGCA
Molecule: messenger RNA, 11688 nt
Organism: Neolamprologus brichardi
Lineage: Eukaryota; Metazoa; Chordata; Actinopteri; Cichliformes; Cichlidae
Source: RefSeq, a predicted model, not a curated record